Molecule: messenger RNA, 7400 nt
Organism: Anguilla anguilla (European eel)
Lineage: Eukaryota; Metazoa; Chordata; Actinopteri; Anguilliformes; Anguillidae
Product: serine/threonine-protein phosphatase 2A regulatory subunit B'' subunit alpha-like
Exons: 15
Coding region: 695-4174 (1159 amino acids)
Biological process (GO): protein dephosphorylation
Cellular component (GO): protein phosphatase type 2A complex
Molecular function (GO): protein phosphatase regulator activity; calcium ion binding
Source: RefSeq, a predicted model, not a curated record
CCUGCUUUAGACUGCCAGAAGUGCACUUCCGAUGCAGAACACAGACAGCCCCUCACUCUCACGUGCGGGUUCUUCGCAUGCUUCUUCUGACGAUCUUGAAAAGGUGGCAACUGUUACCAUGAAAAUCUGGACUGGAUUUCGUGUUCAUUUGAUAGCCAAGACCUAUGGCUGAUAUAUAUACAGCAUGUUACAUCUUAAACGGAUGAAUAUCGACUGAAAUACAAGGUGGUAUCUCCACAUCUUUUCACACAUACCGUGACAGAGAGGGGCGAAGAGAGAGGAAACUUCAGAACAUCUGAGAAAACCAUCAAGGCAUCUGUCACCCACGGGGGCCGUCCUUGGAGCCUGGAAACGUGAGCGAGUCGUCCAAAUGCCUAACAUGUCAGCGCCAGCAGUGGGGGAGCUAUGAGUGGGGAUGCAAUAUAUCUGGCCAGCCCCAGCACAGAGGGAUGUCGUACCCACCCUUCUCCACUGUGAACUCAGCAGCAUCUCUUUAAUUCUGUAGAGUACAGCCUGGUCAUCUGUGUGUAGACAACCCACACCGCCGUGUCUAACAGCUUAAAUUAUCAGUAAACAUUUGAAGCUUACAGAACAAAAAAGAUUUAAUGCAGAGUCACUUGGGCUCGGACAUUUUUUGUGUGGGUUUUUUGAGGAGUAAGCAGUGAACGGCCGAGGAUUGUGAGCGUUUGUGGGGAUGGCAGCCACGUACCACGUGGUGGUCAGCAGCCUGAACUACUAUAGCAGCGUUGUGAUUGACAGGCGUGCCCAGCAUGCCGUUCACUACUGCACUGGACCCUGUCAGCUCCUCACGCAUGGCCUGGACUGCACUGCGGCCCACCGCAGUGCCUGCGCAGAGCUGCUAGAUGCCACCGUUGGCCCAACGCCAGCUGCUGCCACCCAGACCUCCACCGCCCUCAGGCACUUUGGCAAAUAUUCAGUCUUGGGGAACGGCGGCUUCCCUAUGGGCGGGGCUGAGGUCAUGAUGGAGGAUUGCUACCAGGCCCUCCAGGGUGUCUCCAGGGCCAGGAGGGGACUGGCCGGCCAGGUAUUCUCCGGCAGCCUGAAGGACAUCACGGGGGAGGCCAUCAACCUUGCCAGUGGGAAGGUGAAGGAGUUCUCCCACGAGAGGGACAGGGUCUUCUCCAGCCACACCAUCCUACGCAAGUGCCGCAAGGCCCGCCCUGACUCCCUCCUCAGGAGGUCUGCCGACCUGGACGUCCUCCUCAGUCGCUUCACUGCUGGGAACGAGGAGAACUGCCCGCCUUUUGGGUUUCCGCCCCCAGAGGACCCACUUGGGCCUGAGCCAAGUGUUGGUGUGGCGACCGGACCGUCUUGCCUGAACUCUGCGGCGGAGGAAGAUCUGCUGGCCCGGAUUCUGGAGAAGGCAAAGGUGGAGGGCGGGGCCCCAGGGCAGGACAUGCGGGCAUGCCUGGAGAUCCUCCUGCGUUGUUCCGAGGACCUCAGGAGGUGUACUGACAUCAUCAGGCAGUGCUGCAUCUCCAAGAAGUCCACCGGUGACGACGGCAACUACAGCGGGUCUGAGAUGGCCUACCGGAGCGCGCUAGCCAGUCUGUCCGGCUUCCUGAAAAAGCUCCCACUUGGGCUUGGGGCAGAGCUGGCCCAGCCCUGGCGGCAGGAGCAGGGCAACCUGGCUGAGCUGCUCCGGGCCCUGCAGUGGCUGCAGCAGAGCUCCCCCUCCUCUGUUUUCAGGGACGACCUGCCACCUCGGUACGAGGAUGUGGUCCAAUCCCCUCCUGAGCUCAGCGCCCUGCUGCCUCCACCUCCCACUCCUUCCCAGCCCGAGGUCCUGGGGAAGGCAGAGCCAGCCCCGAACCUCCUAACCCCCUGCUCACCUGCCGCCUCUCCUCGGUGUCUUUCGCCACAGCGGGGAAAGGUAACGGCGAACAUCCAACUCAACCAUCCCGAUGGCCUCUCUUUUGUGAGUUCAAUGGAACGAGCUAUCAAGAAGAAAUUGGUUGUUGACGUGACACCCAAGGAGCCUUUGAGCAUCGUGGAGGAUGACGACUGCAGCGAGGCGGGGGGCGAGGGGGGUGGGACGUUCCACGAGGCACCCGAGGGGGUCAGCAAGGAGAAUGCGCUGAAGCUGGGGCCCGGGGAAGCAAUGUGCAUUCCCACUGAGAGUGCGCGUCUGCAGCCGAGGCCAAGAGAGGGCUGCGUGGGGCGUACAGGGGAUGACUGUGAUGAGAUUGACAAGCUGCUGACGGAUCUGGAGCAUCUUUCCCGGAGCAUCGUGAAGGAACCUCCCGACAACAUCAGAGGCCUAGAGCAGAGGAAUGGCAGCCAGCAUUCGAUCGAUCAACAGCAGCGUCCCUCCUGUGGACCUCCUGUGCCCUCGACCUGGGUCAGCUGGGAACCCAUCGAUGGGUCUGGCGAAGACGGGGACAACGCCCUGCUCCAGAGGAUCCUGGACAGCAUCGAGAGCCUCGCCCAGGAGCUGGUGAAGAAUGGGAAGUGCAGGACAGGGACGCUGUCCAAGGAGACAGAGGUCAUGAGGAUCCUGCAGGACACGCUGACCACCACAGAGCAGCCAGAAGUACAGGAGGACCCUACAUCUGACCACAUCCCUGGCACCGCCAUCCCGGACCCUGUGCCCACAACAAACCCCACGUCUGAUCUGUUGGUCCAGCCCACUCCAGAAGACAUAGGGAUCCAAAAUAAGCCACAGGGGGAGCCAGAGGUUCCUCCCCCCACCUCAGCUUCAGGCUUCAUGCCUGACUCUCAUUACCCCAGGUCCAUCUCUCCCACCUCUGUGCCUGACACCGCCUCUCCUCCGCCUCUCCCGCCUCCCCCUCCCAGCCCUCCCCUCGUGGAACAGUGGGCGGUGCCUCCCUCCACCAACAUUCCACGCUUCUAUUUCCCUGAAGGGCUGUCACUGAACUGCAGCAGCGACAUCAACCAGACCAUCGCCAACAUCGAAAUGGCAUUUGCAGGGUUUGAGGAACAGAAAGCUGACAUUCAUGACAUGGGGAAGAUCGCCAAGGUGUGUGGCUGCCCUCUCUACUGGAAGGCUGCGCUGUUCCAUGGUGCUGGAGGGGAUCGGACCGGGUCUGUCUCCGCCAGGUCGUUUGUGGCAACAUGGAGAAAGUUGUUGCACAGUUGCUAUGACGACUCCAGCAAGUUUGUUUACCUGCUAGCCAAACCAGGCUGCAAAUUCCUGGAGCAAGAGGACUUUACCCCAGUGUUGCAGGACAUUGUGGACACACACCCAGGGCUGACAUUUCUGAAGGAUGCUCCGGAGUUCCACUCACGGUACAUUACCACGGUGAUUCAGAGGAUAUUCUACACUGUCAACCGCUCAUGGACGGGGAGGAUCACCAUGACAGAGCUAAGGAGGAGCAACUUCCUGCAAACUCUGGCUCUCCUGGAGGAAGAGGAUGACAUCAAUCUGUUAACAGACUACUUCUCCUAUGAGCACUUCUAUGUCAUUUACUGUAAGUUUUGGGAACUGGACGCUGACCACGACCUCUUCAUCGACCAGAAGGACCUGGCCAGAUAUAAUGGCCACGCCUCAUCAGAAAGGAUUAUUGAGAGGCUUUUUUCUGGAGCUGUUAUGAAGGGAGGCUCCAUGCAGAGCCAUGGCAGGAUGAGCUAUGCUGAAUUUGUUUGGUACCUGAUCUCUGAAGAAGACAAGAAGAGCCCCAGCAGUAUAGAGUACUGGUUCCGGUGCAUGGACCUGGAUGGAGAUGGGAUUCUGUCCAUGUAUGAGCUGGAGUUCUUCUACACGGAGCAGUGUGAACGCAUGGAGAACAUGGGUGUGGAGCCGCUGCCUUUCAACGACCUGCUGUGCCAGAUGCUGGACCUGGUUAAGCCAGAGUGCCAGGGUAAAAUAACCCUGAGCGACCUAAAGAGGUGCCGAAUGGCCCACGUGUUUUACGACACAUUCAUCAACCUGGAGAAGUACCUGGACCACGAGCAGAGGGACCCUUUCACUGUGCAAAAGGACUUUGACAGUGACAUCCCAGAGCCCUCAGACUGGGAGAAGUUCGCAGCUGAAGAGUAUGACGUUUUGGUCACAGAGGAUACAGCCAGUGAUCUUCCAGCAGAUGGGUCUUUUGAGGAUGACUGUGAAACUGAAGAAUGCACAGACACCCCAGUCAAGAUGAGUAAGGCAGACAUCACAGAAGAAGUGGUCUUCUCCAACCUGUGUGGGUGAACCAGUCCUGAGAUCUGACCGCACUAAGCCUCUACCUCAAUCCCCCUACAGCCACUCUCCAGGAGGGGAAACGGAAGAAGGAAGAGGAGAUGGGCACAGGAGGAGGAGCACACAGGGAAAGAGAAAGGAGAAAAGAAGGGUAUCAGAGGAGAGCUGUUAAAUAAUGUAAAUGUAAUGAGGUACAAAGUGAGGAACAGAAGAAGAAAGGGGAUCAUGAGGACUGAAGGAUCAGACAGGGGAACAGAAGAGGGAAAGGCCCUGCUUUGAAUAUUAUUAGAGAUCGCUUCAGAGCAACCAAGCUGAUUCCAAGCCAAAAGUCCUUAUGUUAUGUGCAACAAAAAAAAAUCAUUUCUGUUUAGAGUUUGAGGUCUUUCUGGACCUUUUUUUUGUCUGAGAACAGGAUGAUCAAAAUCAUGUGUGGAGUCUGUGGAAUGUGCUCUGUUACUCCACCAUGUGGUCCUCUAUGCUAAUGCAUUCAAGAUUCAGCUCACACUGUAUGACAGAAGCCCUGUUUGCCCAACGGCCUGGUGUGGUCUACACAGGCUUGGGAAGCGUGGACAGAGCUGUGGAGCCCGUUUAGCUGGACUAACCCCAAAUUCACUGGUUGCCUCCCAGAUUCAGUACUAUGUGCAUUUGAGCAUGGGGCUUAAGAGAUAUAGGUUCCUAUAUACAGUGAGCUCAAGGACAAACACACAUUUUUUUCUGGAUUUGUCUCUAUACUCCACGAUUUUAAAUUUGUAAUCAAGCAAUUGACAUGUGGUUAAAGUGCUCUUUCUCAGCUUUUAUUUCAGGGCAUUUUUAUACACUUUGGUUUUACCAUGUAGAAAUGACAUCGCUUUUUAUACAUACCCUCCAAUUUCAGGGCACCAUAAUGUACAGCCAUCUGCAGCUUCUGCUUAUUUUGUGUGCUAGUUGCCUUAAGUUUUCUCUUCAGUGUAUGAAACACAUUUUCAACUGGUUUCGGAUCGGCUGAAUGGCUUAGCCAGUCAAGAAUUUUUCCAUUUUUGACUUUGAAAAUCUCCUUUGUUGCAUUAGCAGUAUGUUUGAGAACAUAGUCUUGCUUUAGGAUGAAGCACCGUCCAAUAAGUUUGGAGGCAUACACUUCAGAAUUAAUUCUGUGGUUGCUAUUAGCAGUUAUAUCGUCAAUGAAGAUGAGUCAGCCGGUACCUGUCGCAGCCAUACAUGCCCAAACCAUAACGACCCCACCACCAUGUUUCACAUAUAACGGGGCUUUGGAUCUUGGGCAGUAACUUUUGGCCUUCACACUUUUUACUUGCCAUUCACAAGUGAAUCUUGGUCUUAUCUGACCACAAGAUCUUUUUCCAGAACUCUGCAGGCUCUUUUAGGUACUUCUUAGCAAACUGUAACCUGGCCGUCCUGUUUUUGCCACUAACUAGUGGUUUGCAUCUUGCAGUGUAGCCUCUGUAGUUCUGUUUUUGAAAUAUUCUGUAGACAAUAGUCACUGACACAUUCACGCCUGCCUCCUGAAGUUUGUAUCUGAACGGUAGGACAGGUGUUUGGUGGUUUUCUACAUGAUGGUGAGAAAUCUUUGGUCAUCAACUGUAGAGGUCUUUUUGGCCUACCAGGCCCUUUGUGAUUACUGAGCUCACCGGUGCUGUCUUUCUUUUUAAUGAUGUUCCAAACAGUUGAUUUUGGUAGGCCUUUGGUAGGUAAGCUUUGGGCAGUUUUUCUGACUUUAUUCUUGUCUCUCAGCUUCAUUAUGGCUUUCUUCACUUUCAUUGGCAGAACGCAGGUCCUUAUAUUGACAAAUGCUAAUAACAAACUCCAAAGGCAAUGAAAAGCGUAGAAUAAAUCUAGACACUGAGCGUUCUUUAUACCUUCACUAAGGAAGCAGUUGAACACAUCUGACUAAUCAGAAACACCUUUGAAACCAUUUGUCCCAAACAUCAUGGUGCCCUGAAAUGGGGGGACCAUGUAUAAAAAGUGCUGUAAUUUCUACAUAUAUAGAAAUACUCCUUGAUAAAAUUGAAGAUUUUGCACUUUAAACACCAGUUGUUUGAUUUCAAAUCUAAAUUCAUGGAAUACUGUGGAAGGAAAAAAAUCUUUGUCCCCUACAUUAUGGAGCGCACUGUAACUGCAUUAAAAGAUAAAGGACAUGGGCCACUGAAAGCAGAAUAAACUGAAAAUUGUUAUUUCAUUUAUAGAAACUGACAAGUCAGAGUGUAUCACUCUUCUGCUUUCUUUCCCCCUCGUUUUCUUUACCUCCCUCACUCUAUUUUAGUCUACCUCUUAACCCCUCUCUCCUUCUACUGUAAAUCACUUUCUCGCUCUUUCCUUUUUCUUUCAUUCGCUCACUUUUGUCUUUCAGAGCCCUUCUUCUGCCCCAUCUUUUGUUGAAUUCAAACUGUAUAUAUUGUAUUAUGUAUUGUAUAUUGUUUCGCUUCAAGCCUGUUGUAUAAUUGCAAUGUGUUUUAAUUCCAUUUACAACUUGCAGCGCUUUUAGUGUUUGUUUAUGAGUUAUGAAAGUAUGUCUUCUAUCAGUGUUUGUGCUGAUAUAAUUCAAUGUGCCACUAAGUGGCAUAUCAAAAACGUUACUAACAACUAAAUUCUAUGUGACAUGCCUCAAGUUACACGGGUGGAAAUUUAUAUCAUGGGGAACCCUGCAGGGGUUCUCUGUAUGAAGACAAUCAACUGGAUUUUAACUGUGUACAAAAGCACUUCUAAUUAGUUUUUGGUACCUUUUUAUAGCAAUACAGCUGGUGUGACCUGUCAGAUGUAAUGCUAAAAUUAUAAACUUGAAGUAGUCAAAAUGUGUUUAAGCCAGGGACCCUGGAAAGCCUUAGUGUAUUCUGGUUUCUGUUUUAAUCUCAUAAUUAGAAAUCAAUUAAGACAGGGUGGGGUGAGUUAACCGUGUGAUCAGCUAUUUAAAUAGAUCAUUAAUGGCUGAGUAAGAGUGAAAACUCAUGGCUCUCCAGGACCGGGGUUGUCCUCUGUGCUUUAAACUCUAUGCAGAUUAACGUGUUUGUGCAGAAAUGGCGGCUCUGAAAGCUGCAGCGGCCGAAGCUGUUGGUUCGUCCAGGUAAUUUUGGGUCAUAUCUCUGGUGCGAGCCAUGCCUGCAGACUCUGUGGAAAGGGCUGGGUGGUUACUCAUCUUUCUCUGUUACAAUGAGGCAAUGCUUGUUUUGGCACGGCAAUAUAUUUUUUUUCCCAAUUUCCUUGGAAUUGAGAAACAAAAAAAUAAAUAAAGGCAUUUUAAAGCUGUAAA